Molecule: messenger RNA, 3943 nt
Organism: Apus apus (common swift)
Lineage: Eukaryota; Metazoa; Chordata; Aves; Apodiformes; Apodidae
Gene: LPAR3
Product: lysophosphatidic acid receptor 3
Exons: 4
Coding region: 899-1984 (361 amino acids)
Biological process (GO): G protein-coupled receptor signaling pathway
Cellular component (GO): membrane
Molecular function (GO): lysophosphatidic acid receptor activity
Source: RefSeq, a predicted model, not a curated record
GGGGCUGGGGGGCUCCGGGGUUUAUUAACUGCUUUCAUAGUGGCCGGGCAGGACAAAACUUUCUUCUUUAAACUUUAUUUAUUUUAUUUUUUCGGGUAGCGCUGCGGUGCCCGUGCCGAGCCCCUCGCCGGGGCCCCGGGAGCCGGGUCCCGCCCGCGGCCGCGGGGCUUGCGCGGGCUCCAGCGGAGACGCAGCCCUGGGCAACGCGGCUGCUGCAGCUCCGCAGCCCAUGCACCGCUCUGGGUAUAUACAUAUAUAAUGCAUAUAUAUAAAAGAUAGAUACUUUCUGCAUGUACGCGUGUGGGUUUCUAUGUAUUUGGAACUCUGGAUCCGCGCGUGCUGAGGCCCUGCUCGUAAUUUAAACCUGCCUUGAUUAUGAUAAACAUCUCUGAUUUGGCUGCAGAAAAUAAGACCUGGAGAAGAAAGUCUUGCAAUGUGUGAAACUGUGACAUGCCUGGAAAUACGGGAUAUCCUGUCACACAUCUCUUGUGCCUGAUGAGGACUGGGACAGGACCACUGAAGAUACAGCUGCAUAGCUCUGUCACAGCUGCACACCUUCCCUGAGGCCAGACUAGUUCUGCUGAGAGGACUUAAAAUCAAAGUCUGAAAUGAGCCACUGUCUGGAAGGACCCUGACGUUACAAGUGCUUUUUGUACAAACAGCCGAAGUGCUACGUCUCUGCUCUGAGGGACUGGGAUGCAAACUAGCUCCAGUUCAGCUACCGCUUUGAUGCAGCUUCCAUUUGGAUAUCUCCAGAGUCUGCUCUGUGACCCUGAGACCUCAGCUGGAUGUUUUUUCUGCUUGUUCCUGCCCUAUCUCCACACCUCAAGACAUCUCUUUCAAAACAAUUUGUCAUUUGAGCUCUGCUGUGCGACUGAUGCAGGGGCUUUAAUCCAGGAUGAAUGAAUGCUACUAUGAUAAACGCAUGGACUUUUUCUAUAACAGGACAAACACUGACACGGUAGAUGAGUGGACAGGGACACAGCUUAUUGUUGUUCUGUGUUUUGGGACAUUUUUCUGCCUCUUCAUUUUCAUUUCAAAUUCAUUGGUAAUAGCAGCUGUGGUCAAGAACAAGAGGUUUCAUUUUCCCUUUUACUAUCUCCUGGCCAACUUAGCUGCUGCAGACUUUUUUGCUGGAAUCGCCUAUGUCUUCUUGAUGUUCAACACUGGCCCAGUGUCCAAGACAUUAACCGUUAACCGCUGGUUUUUGCGUCAGGGUCUUCUGGACACCAGCCUGACAGCUUCCCUGGUGAAUCUCCUCGUCAUAGCUGUUGAGCGGCACAUGUCGAUAAUGCGGAUGAAGAUCCACAGCAAUCUCACGAAGAAGAGAGUCACCUUUUUAAUUAUAUCCAUUUGGGCCAUUGCUAUUUUCAUGGGUGCUGUUCCUACCCUGGGUUGGAACUGCCUCUGUGACAUUACCGUCUGCUCGUCCCUGGCACCUAUUUACAGCAGAAGUUACUUGGUGUUCUGGAGUGUCUUGAACCUAGUGGUUUUCUUCAUUAUGGUGGUGGUUUACAUAAGAAUCUAUAUGUAUGUCCAGAGGAAAACUAACAUCUUGUCAUCGCACACUAGUGGAUCCAUUAGCCGUAGGAGAACCCCUGUGAAGCUUAUGAAGACUGUCAUGACUCUCUUAGGUGCCUUUGUUGUCUGCUGGACUCCUGGUCUGGUUGUCUUACUACUUGAUGGUCUGAACUGCACCUAUUGUGGAAUUCAGAAUGUUAAAAGGUGGUUCCUUCUCCUGGCCCUGUUGAACUCUGUCAUGAAUCCAAUAAUUUAUUCAUACAAAGAUGAUGAGAUGUGGGGCACCAUGAAAAGGAUGAUUUGCUGCUCCUCUGAGGAUAAGGGUCAGGAAAGACGCUCGUCACGGAUCCCCUCGACAGUUCUUUGCAGGAGCACAGACACCUCGGGGCACUACAUUGAAGAUGGCAUUAUUCAAGGGACAAUUUGUGGAAAAGGAGAUCUUAGUGAAAAAGGAAACUCCUGAGCUCUUCAAGGGACUGACUUGACUGGAUAAGGAGAGGGGGAAGGGAAAGGUUUUGUAAGAGAAGAUUGACUGGCAAAGCUGGUAAACAAUAUAUCCACUUCGUUCCAGAGCCUAAACUCCAGUGUUAACAAAAGUUCUUAUAAAUAAUUGCCUGAUGGAAAAACACUUUGUAAUGAAGAAAACUUUCUGUGCUGCCGCCUUGCUCUCUUUUUUUUUUUUUUCUUUUAAGUACAUAAUUUUUUUUUUCCAUAUGAAUGGAAUAAAUACAUCACAGAGACUUCUUGUGCAUGGAAAAAAAUUGUAAGCAACGUAGUGAGACCCUCCUUAAGCCCCUACAGAGAGAAUAAACCUGCCUUGCUGUGGAGGUUUGGCAUUCAUCGAGGAUUUAUGCUUUGACCAGUUUUUGUGCAUCUUGAGGAGGAUCAUUCAUAGGCUUGGUUGUACAGAAUCGUGACUUGUUUUCUUGGUUUUUGAAGUUCAUGAAAUUGUUCAUACUUAAAUUCUUUCCUCCUCUUCCUUGUCUUUGUUUCAAAAUAGGUAGUUUGAUGGUAUAUUAAAGCUGUGCCAGAAACCUGGCUAUGAUGGGAAGCCCAGACCAGAUACCAGUGUGCAUGAGUAUUCCAGCUGUGGAUUGUCGGGAUCUGAGGGUACAAAAAGCACAACCCCCCUUGUUACUUCCAUAGUGGAGUGAAUUCUGCAAGGAGAUACAUUGCACUCUCUGCUGCUAUUGAGCAGGCAGACACAGGGUGGGUUAACAGAAGAGCAGUGUGGCUGCAUUCAUUGUGUUCAUUUCUUCUGAUAACAUCAAAUGGGUGUGCUCACCCCUCUUUAACUGCUCUGCCACUGAGAGAAAUUAAAUCCAAAACUCUGUUUUAAGAGGGCGAACUUUUAAGGGAAGUUUAAAUACACAUAUAUACAGCUUCAAGCAAGCUAUUUAAAAUAGAAAUUAAUUUACAGGAAAAAAACCUGAAACCAACCUAAACCCCUACAAGAGUACAGUGUGCAUUGAUUGUCUGACCUUGUCUAGACCAAAUUUCACCUCUGAUUUGCAAGCAGAUCUUCCUGGAAGGUACUUGAGAAAAAAGCCAUGAAACAGCAAGCAACGAAGGGCUUUCAGCAUGGUGACUAAUCAAGUCUAGUGUUGAUGCAGCCACAGCCCAAAAAGCUGAGGUUUUGAUGUAUGGAGUAUUCUCUAAUGGAGGACCCAGCAAUUUUAAAAAGGUUUUAAAUUUAAACUUUUGAAUUAAAAUUAUGAAUGUGGGUUUCUUAGUACUCUAAAAACCUGGCUCCGGCUGUCUGGUUUCAACAGCAGUGAGCUCCCUGCUACUCAUCUCAGUUUCAAGAGGAAUUACCUUCACUGUGUCCUACAGAAAGUCUGAACCCUGGUGUUAAAGCAGGUGACCACAACCAGUGGUCACUUUGGAAAGUUUUGACCGUUUGGAAUUGUCAGAGAACAACACCAAGAGCAUACUGUAUGAGACUGAAAGAUAAACUGUGGUUUGGGCAAAUUCUUCCUUUGUUGCAACUUGCAUGUGGAUAUCUGGACUAGGGUGGUAAGAACAGAACCAGCACUUGGCUCAAAGGCCAAGCUGCAAUUUUGUAGAAGGCACGAGGGGGAUUUCAUAGCAGGCUUUAGCUUAGAAACACAGCAAAUCCCCAUUCAGAGAGCUCUCCCAUAGCACCAGUGACCUGGUAGGGAUAUGGCCUAACAUUUCAAGGUAGAUGCUGUAUUUGAGUAAUGCUAAAAAGGUUUACACAUGUUGCCAUUAUAAUGCAAUGUUCUUGUGCAAAUACUACUUCAUUAGUGUGGUGUUUUGAAAAAUAUGUCCAGUGGUGCUUUCUAGAGCCAGUGGCAUUGCAAAGGUAUAUCAUGCAAGUGUUCCUGUCCCUACAGCUGUCUGCAGUGUGCAGUUUGUGUUAACUAGGCUGAAGCUCCAUAUACAAAGUAGUGGAAAAUAA